CUUGGUUGGCCAACAGGAAGUCAACCACACGCUUCCGCAUAGAGAGACUCCCACGUGUUUCAUCAUCAGUCUGUUGCUGUUUAACCCAUCAUGGUUGAGCUAGCUAGCUAAAAGCUCACUUAUUGAGAACUGUCUGCUCUGUUUUGUCAUCCUUUAUAUCAGCAAGAUGACUCCUCUGUGUGGCUGCUGUGGAGAGCAAGUUAAUAAACUGAACCAGCAGAUCUCAGUGAUGAGAAAAGAGAUGAAGAACUUGAGGCAGAUGUUGGACAGUGCAGUUAGAGCUCAUCGCAAACACAUGAUAUCCAUUCAGUCUGCUGUGUCAAAGAUUGGACUCUAUGAAGCUGAUAAAGACCAGACAUCACAACAACCACCACCAGUAGCAUCACCACAGGCUGCAUUAGAGCAAGGAAACAUCCAGACCGCCCCGAUUGGUUACAUCAGCUCCUGCUUCUCUGUGAAGAAUGGGACCCCCAGACAGCCCACCAUCUGUGGCCCCUCAAGGGCCGAACUGCGCAUCCAGCAGAGUGUCUUCAACAACCCUGAGCACGCUCUGGUGGGGCUUGAGCAGUACUCCCAUGUCUGGAUCAUCUUUCUCUUUCACAAAAAUGGGCACUUGAGUUACAAAGCCAAAGUGAAGCCUCCACGACUCAACGGUCAGAGAGUUGGUGUGUACUCGACACGCAGUCCCCACCGACCAAACGCCUUGGGUCUGACUCUAGCUAGACUUGAUCAAAUUGUAGGUGAUACAAUACAUCUGUCAGACAUUGACAUGAUUGCUGGCACCCCAGUCCUGGACAUCAAACCCUACAUCCCAGAGUACGACUCCCCCCACUCCAGGAUGGACUCGGAGCCUUAUGAUUCAAACACAGACCAAGUACAGGCAACUACUGGGUCACCAAAUGAAACAACACACAUAUCAAACCUCGAUAAAGACUCUGAUGAUCAGUCGGACGGUGACUUGGGAAGUCUCCUCUCAAGAGACAAAUCUGAAGCUGAUAUUCCAGUCACAGAUUCAACUCAGUCAGUCAGUGCUCAGUUUUGCCUCCACAAAGACCUACACAGUGUCCUGGAGGAGGCCAAGGCCUAUGUGACUCAAAGUUGCCAGCUGAGUAGAGCGAGCGAGGAUCAAGUUACAGACUCUCCCAAAACCACACCACCAGAGUCGACGGUGGAGCGGCCUUGCUAUGGAGAGGAGGCCUACAGUGCCAUCGCUGGCUGGAUCAGAGAGCCUCCUGUUAGUAGUCUGGAGGUGCGCUUCACCCCACAGGCUGAGAGGGAGUUAGCAGACUUCCUUCCCACUCACCUGUCAGGACCCUCUGAAAGCGACCGACCCAGGUUCAAGUUUCUUCGCAGUCCAGAGGAGGCUGCUGCCGCCAUCAGAGGGGUGCUGUCAGCAGACCCACGGUCAGUCUACAGGAGGACACGCUGCAGAGACAGACUCUUCUUCUUCACCCUGGACACAGCUGACAUCACCUGCUGGUUUGGACAAGGCUUUGCUGAGGUACUGCAGGUCCGACCUGUUGAGCAACACAUUGCUUCAAUGUGAGAAACCCUUUCAGUGAAAGCUUCAGAGCUGGAAAGACUCCGUUUUCAUGUUUAUUGAGAAACAUAAACAGACCCUGUCAAAUGUUGCACAACUCAACAUUUCCAGGUAAUUUCUCUACUGACAAAUGUGUAUUUAAAUGGUAAAAUCAUUUAAAAUCAGACAUAUAAAAGACGAGGUACAUUUAAUUUUGUAUUAGUACAUUAAAUAAAAGAUUUUUGAAACAGAA
Molecule: messenger RNA, 1772 nt
Organism: Sebastes umbrosus (honeycomb rockfish)
Lineage: Eukaryota; Metazoa; Chordata; Actinopteri; Perciformes; Sebastidae
Gene: trmo
Product: tRNA methyltransferase O
Exons: 6
Coding region: 167-1546 (459 amino acids)
Source: RefSeq, a predicted model, not a curated record